This is a messenger RNA of Aspergillus luchuensis, 1146 nucleotides long. RefSeq lists its product as uncharacterized. Lineage: Eukaryota; Fungi; Ascomycota; Eurotiomycetes; Eurotiales; Aspergillaceae. The record is from RefSeq and is a predicted model, not a curated record. Gene Ontology annotation, molecular function: protein binding. Bases 1 to 1146 code for a protein of 381 amino acids. The transcript has a single exon.
AUGGUACCCAGAUCGAGAGGGAACACAGCCGAAACUCUUACGAGCCUUCCAAUCAAGUUACUUGCGACGAUUGUAUCUUAUCUACCCAACCGUGAUAUAAAGUCUUUACGCCUGUCGUCCCAGCUUCUGCACGAAAUUGCGCACUUACGUAUUGAACGUGUCUUCUUAUCCGCUGACCAACGUAAUCUUGAUGUCUUCCGUGCGGUUGCCGACCACGAAGUCUUUCGCCAGCACAUCCAAGAAAUUAUCUGGGAUGACACGCGGCUGUUACUCCCACCCCGAUUUUCGGUGCUAGACUACGGACGAAAUCCACGAGAGCAAGGCUCCUGUGCAGGAGCUGAGCUCUGGUACAUCAAUGCUUGCCGAGAGAAUAUUGCGGAUUUGCGGAGGUACCAGACCGACUCUACGGGGUUGGCGGGUAGCAUAGAGCGGGCCGAGCAAGAUGUUGCUUCCACGGUAUGGCUGAAAGAAUCCUUAGCUCUCUAUGAGAAAUUGAGUAGGGAACAGAAAGAGAACAUUCGAAUUAACGCCGACGUGGAAGCCUUCGAGUAUGGGCUGAAGCAAUUUCCGGCCCUAAAACGAGUCACAGUUACACCUGUUACCCAUGCACGAAUCUUCCACCCUCUUUAUCAGACACCCAUGAUUCGCACGUUCCCGCCCGGUUUUAAUUAUCCUAUCCCGUGCGGAUGGCCGACACACAAGGAGAAUCAUCCAGACAUUUCUGUGUGGUCUGAUUUGCAUGAGCUCUGGAAGGACAGAUGGCGUGGAGUUCGGGCUGCACUACAUGUGCUGGCAAGGGAUAGGGAGCAUCACAACGUCUCUGAGCUCCUUUUUGAUGUGAACCAACUGAACACAGGGAUCAAUGGCACGAUCUUGGAACAACCCUGUGAGGAGCUUCUGAACCUUUUAAGCAUUCUUAAGCAGCCAGGCUUCAAGCGACUUGAUCUUGCUAUUAUAUGCCCCAACCAACAUGAACGUGGAUGGCCUAUUUUCUGCAACGGAAAUCUGCGAGACGUAUUGAGAGUUGCGGUAGAUUUAGAGCACUUCAGCUUCAAAGCCAAUGUGUCUGUGCUGCAGGAAAACUCGUCUAGUGAUAUUUACUUUUCGAAUAUUCGACUUGAUACCGUCUUUCCUGUCGGCCAAUGA